Molecule: messenger RNA, 288 nt
Organism: Glarea lozoyensis ATCC 20868
Lineage: Eukaryota; Fungi; Ascomycota; Leotiomycetes; Helotiales; Helotiaceae
Exons: 3
Coding region: 1-288 (95 amino acids)
Biological process (GO): electron transport chain; mitochondrial respiratory chain complex I assembly
Cellular component (GO): mitochondrion
Source: RefSeq, a predicted model, not a curated record
AUGCAUUUCACACAAAUACGUCGCGCGGGUCCCCGACCAAACCUUACUGGCUUCGAUCCCAAAGCAUAUGCCUCCGCAGCUGGUACACCAGCGAACGAUCCAUGGGCGAAGAGGGAGGCAUGGCGAUAUACCGGCCAAUUCUCGAGAUGGAACCGAUUUAAAGGCAGCUUCCCAGGCUUGGGCAUCGCGACGGUGGCUUUUGCGGCAUACUGUGGAUACGAAUACCUCUUCAUGAACGAUGAUCACCACGGACACGCAGAGGGUGGUCAUGGCGAAGGACAUCAUUGA